Auanema sp. JU1783 is the source of this 996-nucleotide messenger RNA. The record is from the annotation of a GenBank genome assembly. Lineage: Eukaryota; Metazoa; Nematoda; Chromadorea; Rhabditida; Rhabditidae.
AUGACGACGGAAGAAUCGCCAUGUUUUGUGAGCGGGCUAUUCUCGGUCGUUUUGGUCGGAGUAGUCUCAUUCAUAGCCAGAAAGUUCUUCAAAGGAACACAAUUCACAGAACGAGUAUCAGCUAAGGAAAAAGUUGCAGUGGUAACUGGAGCAAGUGGUGGCAUUGGAUUGGAAACUGUUGCCGGGUUGAAUAAGGCUAAAGCGAAGGUUUACAUGCUGUGUCGUAGUCUCCCGAAAGCAGAAGAGGCAGUUAUAGAUUUGGUCAAGAAAGGAUGUGACGCCACGAGACUCAUAAUCGUACAUUGCGACUUCAACGAUUUCAAUAGCGUCCGUCAAUGUGCUAAAACUGUGUUGGAAGUGGAAAGUAAGAUAGACAUACUCGUCAACAAUGCUGGCGUAGCAUGUACUAAAUAUGCGAAAUCAGUAGAUGGCCAUGAAGAGACUUGGCAAACAAACCACCUUGGACCAUUCCUGCUUACUGAGUUGCUUCUACCUGCCGUAAAGCAGGCCAAAGAUGGUCGUAUCGUUAACGUAUCAUCUCGUCUAGCUCUCAAAAGCCCCCGUAUCGAUGUUAACACAGUUGAUGAAAAAUCUUCUUUUGGACUGCUGACUGCGUAUCCUCGCUCCAAAUUGGCUAACAUCAUGCACGCCAGAGAACUAACUCGAAAACUGAGGGCCAAUGGAAGCAAUGUCAUCAUCAACAGUUUACAUCCUGGAGUAGUCAAUUCCGAGCUUGGUAGGAACACAUUUCUUAGUAUAACUCCGAUCUUCCAAAUCACUGCUCCUUUCCGUUGGUUCUUCAUGAAAACUAACAGAGAUGGAGCUCAAACUACUCUGUACGUAGCUCUGAGUAAGAAGGUUGAUGGUGUCAGUGGCAAGUACUUCAGUAACUGCAAGCUAUCCGACGAAGGACCAAUCGCAAAGAACGAAUCAGAUUGCGAAGCUCUGUAUGAGUACAGUUUGAAACAAGUUGGACUAUUGAAAUCCAAUGCUUAA